AUGCAUCUCUGUACACGUUAUUCAGGUGUCGUCGUUCACAUUGGUGUCCGUGCCCGAGCAUUGUACUCGGGUAAGUACAAGACAACGUGGAAAGGCGUGGAACUCAUGAAAGAUGCGCUAGAUCUUGUUAUUCUUCAAAGUUUGAUUUACAGCGAAAGACCAGUCACGAUUUUCGAGCUUGGAACAUACUCCAGAGGCAGUGCUCUUUGGCUUGCGGACAUCGCACGAUCAUUCGACUUUCGAUGUCACGUGUACUCCAUUGAUAUAUCCUUUGAAUGUCUUCAUGAAAAAGCCAAAUCUAAUAAGGACAUCACGUUUCUACUGGCCGAUGCCUCUAAGGACAUGGAGAAAGUUCUGCCAACGGAAAAACUGAAGGAAAUGCCUCAUCCUUGGUUCAUCACCGAAGACUGUCACGUUCCGUUGGAGGAUUCUGUCGGUUACUUGGAGAAGUUUAUGAUACCUGGAGAUUAUCUGCUUGUUGAAGAUACACAUCCAUCAAUAAACAGGCUGAUUGGUCAAGGUCUUUACACUCCUGGUUUUGAUGAGGCUGGUUUUGCUAAAUAUAAUAUUCUGAAGGCGUUCGUUGAAGCUCGUCCUGGAAAAUUUAUGGUUGACCAACACUACACUGAUUUCUUUGGAUACAAUGCCUCCACAAGUAUGAAUAGCUAUCUGAAGCGAGUUUAAGACUUGUGCAGAUGACUUUCUUUGUUCGAAUCAUUACUUUAGCUAUUACUCACGGUUAUACACAAGGUCAAUCCUCGGCUACAGACUAUCCGGCGAACAGUCGAAUUAAAGGCCCGUUCACACGAGCCGAUUGUUCCGAUUCCGACUUUUGGAUAAUUAUUAAGACAGUCCGAUAAUUUUGCUGAUAUUUACAUUCGUUUAGAUAUAUAAAGUCAUGCGAGCAGCUAUUUGUGCUAUCCAGUACAUUUAUCGAUAUGUUUUUCGUAUUUUUGUUCUUGUUUCCAAGUCUUUUUCAAAUCUAUGUAACUUGACUA
Molecule: messenger RNA, 998 nt
Organism: Xenia sp. Carnegie-2017
Lineage: Eukaryota; Metazoa; Cnidaria; Anthozoa; Malacalcyonacea; Xeniidae
Exons: 5
Coding region: 1-684 (227 amino acids)
Biological process (GO): lipid biosynthetic process
Molecular function (GO): methyltransferase activity
Source: RefSeq, a predicted model, not a curated record